Molecule: messenger RNA, 1386 nt
Organism: Lodderomyces pseudojiufengensis
Lineage: Eukaryota; Fungi; Ascomycota; Pichiomycetes; Serinales; Debaryomycetaceae
Gene: RVS167
Product: amphiphysin
Exons: 1
Coding region: 1-1386 (461 amino acids)
Biological process (GO): plasma membrane tubulation; actin cortical patch localization; endocytosis
Cellular component (GO): Rvs161p-Rvs167p complex; mating projection tip; actin cortical patch
Molecular function (GO): protein binding; lipid binding
Source: RefSeq, a predicted model, not a curated record
AUGUCAUUCAAAGGUAUAAAAAAAUCAAUUGUGCGUGCUCCACAAAAUUUUCGUCAAAAAAUGAAUAUGGGAGAAAUAACUCAAGAUCCAGUUUAUCAAGAUGCAGAAAGAAGAUUUAAAGAAAUUGAAAUUGAAACCAAAAAAUUAAGUGAUGAAUCAAAAAAAUAUUUUUCAGCAAUAAGUGGUAUGUUAGAUGAUCAAAUUGAAUUUUCAAAAGCAAUUGAAGAAAUUUAUAAACCAAUAAGUGGUAGAUUAUCUGAUCCAAAUUCAACUGUACCUGAAGAUAAUCCAGAUGGUAUAUUAGCUGCAGAACAAUAUAGAGAUGUUGUUAAAGAAUUAAAAGAAGUUUUAAAACCUGAUUUAGAAUUAAUUGAAAAAAGAAUUGUUGAACCAGCUCAAGAAUUAUUAAAAGUUAUAACAUCAAUUAGAAAAAUGGCAACAAAAAGAGAUCAUAAACAAGUUGAUUUAGAUAGACAUAAAAGAAAUUUUAAUAAAUAUGAACUGAAAAAAGAAAGAACUGUUAAAGAUGAAGAAAAAAUGUAUAGUGCAGAAGCAGAAGUUGAAGUUGCUCAACAAGAAUAUGAUUAUUAUAAUGAUUUAUUAAAACAAGAAUUACCAAUAUUAUUUCAAAUGCAAAGUGAUUUUAUAAAACCUUUAUUUGUUUCAUUUUAUUAUAUGCAAUUAAAUAUAUUUUAUACAUUAUAUAAUAGAAUGGAUGAAUUAAAAAUUCCAUAUUUUGAUAUGUCAACUGAUAUAGUUGAAACUUAUCAUAAAAAAAAGGGAAAUGUUGAAGAACAAACUGAUGCUAUUGGUAUAACUCAUUUUAAAGUUGGUCAUGCAAAAUCAAAAUUAGAAGCAACAAGAAGACGUCAUGCUGCAAUGCUGAAUUCUCCAACUUUAAGUAAUAAUAGUAAUGAUUUACCAAGUUAUCAAAAUAAUACUGCACCAAUUGGUUAUAAUCCAGAUUAUAAAUCUCCAAGUUAUGGAUCACCAGAACCAAAUCAACAAUAUCAACAAUAUCAAUCACCUCAAAAUACUUAUCAACAACAAUAUCAACAACAACCAUAUCAAUCACCACAAAAUACAUAUCAACAACAACCACAUCUACAACAACAACAAACAUAUGGAAGUGCAGCAUCCCCACCACCUCAAUAUAUGAGUUCACCACCACCAACAGCCCCAACACAACAACAACAACAACCACCUCCAUCUCAAGGUCAUGAAACUUGUAUUGCAUUAUAUGAUUAUACAGCACAAGCACAAGGAGAUUUAUCUUUCCCAGCAGGUGCAACUAUUGAAAUAUUAAAUAAAGAUGAUCCUGGUUGGUGGAUGGGUUCAUAUAAUGGACAACAAGGUGUUUUCCCAUCAAAUUAUAUAAAAAUGUAG